AUGGAAUCCAGUUUCGGAUCCAGUUCCAGCCAAUUACGCAAGAUGAGGCGGAGCAAAGGAAGAGCGAGGUUUGUCUGUAGGCGGGGUCGGCGCAGAGACCUCAAGAUGGCAACUGCAACAAGAUAUUCUUUGCCUUAUGAACAGAUCUGGGAAGACCCUAAAGUCCGUGGUGAGGAAUGGAGGCAGAGGAUCAGGAUGAGGGUAUCAGAUUCAGCACGAAGGUGUGGUUCAUUUCACACAGAGAGGCAAGAGCUGGAAGAGCUGGGUGAGAAGGAUGUGUCCGACUUAGAGUUCCUUCCAAGUGGCCUGGAAAGAGAGGAAAGUGCACUGGAUGCCACAGAUCAGGAAACAGCGGUGUGUGAAGAAGAGAGCAGAAAAAUUUUGUGCUCUGGGUCCAACACCGCUGUGAAGAAGAGAAAGAAGAAAAGGAGACCAGUGAUAAAUCUGACCAACUGCAAGUACGAGAGUGUGCGACGGGCUGCUAUGAUGUGUGGCCUCCGGGAGGCAUCUGAAGUUGAUGAUUGGACUCUGUAUUGGACAGAUUUUUCUGUCUCACUGGAACGGGUGCUAGAAAUGAAACCUUACCAGAAAAUAAACCAUUUCCCUGGGAUGUUGGAAAUCUGUAGGAAGGAUCUUCUGGCCAGGAACAUGGGCAGGAUGCUAAAGCUUUUUCCGAAGGAAUUUAACUUCUUUCCCAGGACCUGGUGUCUUCCUGCUGACUAUGGAGAACUGCAAGCAUUUGGCAGGUCAAAAAAACACAAAACCUACAUCUGUAAGCCAGACUCUGGUUGUCAAGGCAGAGGCAUUUUUAUCACAAGAUCUGUGAAAGAUAUCAAACCUGGAGAGGAUAUGAUCUGCCAGCUCUAUAUCUCAAAGCCUUUCAUCAUUGAUGGCUUCAAAUUUGACCUUCGGAUUUAUGUGCUGGUAACAUCAUGUGAACCGCUACGGGUUUUUCUUUAUAAAGAGGGCCUUGCGCGCUUUGCGACGUCUGCCUACUCGGACCCAUCACACAGCAACUUGGACGAUGUCUGUAUGCACCUGACUAAUUAUUCAAUUAACAAGCACAGCGCUAAUUUUGUACGAGACGCAGACUCUGGUAGCAAGAGGAAGUUGUCCACCUUUAAUGAGCACAUGGAGCAGAAUGGCUAUGAAACUGAACAGAUAUGGAAGGACAUUGAAGAUGUUGUCAUUAAAACACUGAUAUCAGCCCAUCCUAUCAUCAAGCAUAACUAUCUCACUUGCUUCCCCAACCACACCAUGUGGAGUGCCUGCUUUGAGAUCCUGGGAUUUGACAUUUUACUGGAUCGAAAACUCAAACCGUGGUUGCUCGAGGUGAAUCACUCUCCAAGCUUCAGUACUGAUUCGUGGCUGGACAAAGAAGUGAAAGAUCAGCUCCUGUACGAUACUCUGGUUCUUAUCAAUUUGGGUGCAUGCGAUAAACGGAAAGUAUUGGAGGAAGAAAAACGGCGAGGAAAGCAAAGGCGUCUUAAGCAAUGCCCUAAUCGGGAAUCCAGGGCUGAGGAAUACAAGAACUCCCAGGCCACUUGGCUCCAGCAAGCGGAGAUGUAUGAGGAAAAAAAUAUAGGAGGCUAUCGCCGAAUUUACCCCAGUUCAGAUUCAGACAAUACGACAAGUUUUUUCCAACACAAUAAUUCAAUCUACCAGGAAACAGUAGCUUCCAGAGCACGUGAAGAGUUUGCCAGGCAGCAGCUCCAAGGGCUGCGUCUCAAGAAAGAACAGAAAGCAGCUCUGCCGAGAGAGAAAAAGGCCGAGCUGCAGGGAGAGUCUGGUGGAGAAAAGAUAAAGCUUCCCAGGCAGAAGAUGGUGAACAGAUCAAGUGUGGUGCCAGUCUCUGCCCAGCCUGAGGAUUGUUCAGAGUCUGGGCCUGGGACUACCCUGCUGCUUGAACAUUUUGCAGAUGAGAAAGAACCCAAGAAAGAAGUGACUUGUGAUUCUUCGAGUACCUCUCAGCGUCAGAACCAUGAGACAGACAGCAGCCCAAAGACCUCUGAAAACCUACCCGUGAGACCUUACAGUUCUGUGCCUGACCUUACCAGACAGACUGCACCCCACACCCAAGAGCAGUAUAAUUCCAAUCCAGAAUUGAGGAAUACCAUUAACAGCCACCAUUCUGCAACAGAUGUGAGCUUUAUAUCUGGACUCCAGCCAACAGAUGAGUUUGCAAAAGCGUUGUGCUGUAAGGAGAGCCCAUGUGCUUCCAAAUAUUUUCCAGCAAUGGCCCCUCCUCGUGCGAAGAGUUCGACAGUGCCCAAAAUGGCUUGCUGCAAAAGUCCACCUAUUAAGAACUUCCAUCCGUUUGGAGAACAUUCCUUCCGGUUUUACGUCAGAGAAAACACAACCUCCCCAAACUCAGUCACCCCGAGGAUGAGAACGUUCUAUGGGAACGACAAUGAAAAAAGAACCCUCUUGGCCUCCGAAUUCUUCAGCAAGCUGAAUUAUGCACCAAAGGAAAGAAAACUCAGACUUCCCUUGCAGCAGCACUCUCAUCACUUGGUCGGCCGAGCACAAAGCGCCUCGCUCCCAAGAGAAAUCCUGAGCUGUAGGAGUGCUUCGCACAAGAAGCCAACAAAAUACUGCAACCCACACCUCGUCACGCAAAAGUCAAUGGCUCAGCAGCACAGCUUGCAAGACCUGCUGGUGAUCUCGCGGGUGAACAACCAGUCCAAAAAAACCAGCAAUCCAAUGUUGGAAGAGAGUUCUGUAAACAGGGUCUGAGUGGAUCUUUCACAGAGAACAUGGGAUGGUUUCUGGAGCCCGAAAGAUGCUAUUUUCUAUUGAGGGGCAUACGGAACCAUUUAAACCGUUCAGCUAUAUCUUUUCCAAGUGCAUUCCUAUGCAGCCAGCCUUUCCAAGAGCUUCCAUGCAGCCUGUGAAAUCUGACUUGUAAAGAUAAUUGGGUCUUUUUUUAAAAA
This is a messenger RNA of Lacerta agilis (Sand lizard), 2933 nucleotides long. It is a transcript of the gene TTLL6, whose product is annotated as tubulin tyrosine ligase like 6. Gene Ontology annotation, biological process: microtubule cytoskeleton organization; protein polyglutamylation. Lineage: Eukaryota; Metazoa; Chordata; Lepidosauria; Squamata; Lacertidae. The coding region runs from base 1 to 2736 and encodes 911 amino acids. The record is from RefSeq and is a predicted model, not a curated record. The transcript has 17 exons. Gene Ontology annotation, cellular component: cilium. Gene Ontology annotation, molecular function: tubulin binding; tubulin-glutamic acid ligase activity.